Microdochium trichocladiopsis is the source of this 1404-nucleotide messenger RNA. RefSeq names its product putative amidoligase enzyme-domain-containing protein. The transcript is spliced from 2 exons. Bases 313 to 1203 code for a protein of 296 amino acids. Lineage: Eukaryota; Fungi; Ascomycota; Sordariomycetes; Xylariales; Microdochiaceae. The record is from RefSeq and is a predicted model, not a curated record.
CGAACCCCAGCUCCUUCACCUGCACCAGCACCACCUGCACCACCAGCACCACCAGUGCCUACUCAGCCUCUAACGCACCGGCCGCACCCCUCGACCCAACCCUCUUCCAGUGGACAAUCUCAAUCACCCUUGCCUAUUGGCGUUGUUGCUUUUGGGGUCGAAACGGAGUUCUUGCUGGGACCAAAGGUUGUUACUCCAAUCUCCCCAAAAGAGCAGAAGUUUGUCGACUGGCUUCGGGGUGGACACUUCGGCCAAUUCGUUCAAGGUCUGGCAGGUUUGCACAAUGAGCGGGUUGAGGCAGCAUACCCUCGAAUGGAAACUAAAUUGUUGCCGUCGGAAACUUCAGUGGCGCCACACACAACAUGGAAGCUCACGACCGAUCCAUCAGUUGACACAAAUCAAGCCCCUUGCAAUAUCUCAGGGGGUCUCGAGAUGGUAUCCCCCAUUAUACAAUUGACGGAAAACGGCCUCUGGGUUCAUCCGAUCAAAGUGGUAUGGAAAUUCCUCGAGGAGGUGUGCGAUGUGGGUGCCAAUGACAGAUGUAGCACUCACGUGCACCUCUCACUGCCGGAAACCUACUCUGUCAUUCAAAUGAAACGGCUGGCACAAGCUGUGAUCUACUUCGAGGGUGCCGUUCCGCUUAUUCUUCCCGAGUCCCGCCGCAGCAACCACUAUGCCAGGAGCAACUGGAAAGACAACGAGUACUUCAAGGGCGACUCACGUGACCAGGCCAUGGCGAAACUCGAGGGAUGCACAACGAUUGAGGCCGUCAUCGAGAUGAUGAAUCCCGGCAAGCACAAGCGAUAUUAUGGCUGGAAUUUCACGGCGUUCAAGAGUUACGGAACAGUCGAGUUCAGGCGCGGGGCGGGCAGCACGAACGCCCAACAGGUGCUGCAAUGGAUCACACUCUCCACAACCUUCCUGCGUGCCAGUCUCAGAAUCGCCACCAGCGAGGAUUUCAGGCAUUACCCCGAGACUGUUGGUGGCUUGUACAGGUUCCUGUCAUCAGUCCCACGCGCCCAGGACAAUUGGAAGAAACUGUUUGACCACAAAGAUUUCGACCAGUACCAGGAGCCCCAGAAGCUUGGGCAGCUCCGGCCCGCGGAGGAAGCAGCUUUCCAGAGGAAGUUUCGACAUGACUCUGGGCCCAGCCUCAUGCUCAACGCCAUCGCUGAAUAUAAGAAGGCUCAGAAGAAGCAUUAGGCUUCUUCCAAGGCACUGCUCUUCGCGCCACGUCGCUAUGGACUGCGCCCAAGAUAUCGAUGGAUGAGAGAUGCCAGUACACCAUCGUAUGCCACGUUAUUCUUUGUCUUUCCUUUCUUUCCUGUCUUUCCUGUCUUUCCUGUCUUUCCUGUCUUUCCUGUCUUUCCUGUCUUUCCUGUCUUUCCUGUCUUUCCUGUCUUU